ACAUAUUUUAUAAACACCUCAGCUUAAUUGUAUUUUUCCACCACACACAAGAAACAUUCAAAUUACUCACUUUAAAGACCCAUCCCCUGUUAUUAAACACACUCGUCAUGCAAGCAGCAAAACAUCUAUUUGGGUCAAUUGGCAUUGCUUCACGUCUUGCACUACGACAGUCGUCAGCCAUGGGUGCUAUGGCUGUCCGAACAAAGAUUACCAAUGUCAAAAAUUCAGCAGGAUGUGGUUCACCGAGUCACUUAAAGAACAUCGGAUUUGACCUUCCAUUUUGGGGUUCGACUUCAUCUAGUGAUUGUGAUUCAACGCCGAAAAACCCAUCGGGUAGCUGUAAUUCACAACCGAAGCCUCCGGCUGGUGGCUGCGGACCACCACCAAAACCUCCAACUAGUGGUUGCGGUUCACCACCAAAACCUCCGUCUGGAGGCUGUGGUUCGCCACCAAAACCUCCAACUGGUGGCUGUAGUUCACCACCGAAACCUCCGGCUGGUGGCUGCGGACCACCAAAGAAACCUCCAACUAGUGGUUGCGGGUCUCCACCAAAACCACCGACUGGUGGCUGCAGUUCACCACCAAAACCUCCGGCUGGUGGCUGUGGAUCACCACCGAAACCACCGACUGGUGGCUGUGGAUCAACACCAAAACCUCCGGCUGGUGGCUGUGGAUCACCACCGAAACCACCGACUGGUGGCUGUGGUACGCCACCAAAACCUCCAUCUGUAGGCUGCGGUACUCCACCAAAACCUGCAACCGGAGGCUGUGGUUCGCCACCAAAACCUCCAUCUAGCGGCUGUGGAUCGCCACUGAAACCUCCGGCUGGUGGCUGCGGAUCACCACCGAAACCUCCGGCUGGUGGCUGUGGAUCACCACCGAAACCUCCGGUUGGUGGCUGCGGAUCACCGCCGAAACCACCAACUGGUGGCUGUGGAUCAACACCAAAACCUCCAUCUAGUGGAUGUGGAUCGACACCAAAACCUCCGACUAGUGGCUGCGGAUCACCACCGAAACCACCAACUGGUGGCUGUGGAUCAACACCAAAACCUCCAACUGGAGGCUGUGGUUCGCCACCAAAACCUCCGUCUGGUGGCUGUGGAUCACCACCUAAACCUCCGACUAGUGGUUGUGGGUCUCCAGCGAAACCCACAUCUGGUGAUUGUGGGUCUACCCAGAAACCUCCAACUGGUGGCUGUGGAGCGCCACCGAAACCUCCAUCUAGUGGAUGUGGAUCGACACCGAAACCUCCGACUAGUGGCUGCGGAUCACCACCGAAGCCACCAACUGGUGGCUGUGGAUCAACACCAAAACCUCCAACUGGUGGCUGUGGAGCGCCACCGAAACCUCCAUCUAGUGGAUGUGGAUCGACACCGAAACCUCCAACUGGAGGCUGUGGUUCGCCACCAAAACCUCCGUCUGGUGGCUGUGGAUCACCACCUAAACCUCCGACUAGUGGUUGUGGGUCUCCAGCGAAACCCACAUCUGGUGAUUGUGGGUCUACCCAGAAACCUAAGACUGGAGGAUUUUGGUCACUCUGGAAAUCCUCGCCGAAACCAGUAAAAAAAUAA
This is a messenger RNA of Metopolophium dirhodum (rose-grain aphid), 1571 nucleotides long. RefSeq names its product formin-2-like. The record is from RefSeq and is a predicted model, not a curated record. The transcript is spliced from 3 exons. NCBI's taxonomy places the organism in Eukaryota, Metazoa, Arthropoda, Insecta, Hemiptera, Aphididae. Bases 108 to 1571 code for a protein of 487 amino acids.